Molecule: messenger RNA, 2900 nt
Organism: Ictalurus punctatus (channel catfish)
Lineage: Eukaryota; Metazoa; Chordata; Actinopteri; Siluriformes; Ictaluridae
Gene: grm8a
Product: glutamate receptor, metabotropic 8a
Exons: 9
Coding region: 102-2216 (704 amino acids)
Biological process (GO): regulation of synaptic transmission, glutamatergic; G protein-coupled glutamate receptor signaling pathway
Cellular component (GO): membrane
Molecular function (GO): group III metabotropic glutamate receptor activity
Source: RefSeq, a predicted model, not a curated record
CGCAGAUCAGCUAUGCAUCCACAGCUCCAGAGCUGAGCGACAACACCCGAUAUGACUUCUUCUCCCGUGUGGUGCCACCAGACUCGUACCAGGCACAGGCCAUGCUGGACAUCGUCACGGCCAUGGGUUGGAACUACGUGUCCACUCUUGCCUCUGAGGGCAACUAUGGCGAGAGCGGCGUGGAGGCUUUCAUUCAGAUCUCUAGAGAGAUAGGUGGGGUAUGUAUCGCUCAAUCUCUAAAGAUCCCACGGGAACCAAGGCCGGGGGAAUUUGACAAGAUAAUUGUGCGGUUGCUGGAGACCCCCAACGCCCGAGCAGUCAUCAUGUUUGCAAAUGAGGAUGACAUCAGACGAGUCCUAGAUGCUGCCAAAAGGAACAACCAGACGGGGCACUUCCUGUGGGUUGGUUCAGACAGUUGGGGCUCCAAGAUCUCACCAGUAAUCCAGCAAGAGCAGGUGGCUGAGGGUGCAAUCACCAUCUUGCCAAAACGAGCUUCAGUAGAGGCCUUCGAUCGUUACUUCCGAAGCCGCUCGCUUUCCAAUAACAGGAGAAAUGUGUGGUUUGCUGAAUUUUGGGAGGAAAACUUCAACUGCAAAUUGGGCAUGCAUGGCAAGCGGCUGGGAAGCCCCAAAAAGUGCACAGGGCUAGAGAAGGUGGGCCGUGACUCCAGUUAUGAACAGGAGGGGAAGGUUCAGUUUGUCAUGGACGCUGUGUAUGCUAUGGCCCAUGCUCUCCACAGCAUGCAUCGUCACCUGUGUUUUGGCUACCCUGGCCUUUGUCCCCGCAUGAGCAACAUCAGUGGCAAAGAGUUGUUGGAGUACAUUCGCAAAGUCAAGUUCAAUGGCAGUGCAGGGACUCCAGUUUCCUUCAAUCAAAAUGGGGAUGCACCUGGACGCUAUGACAUCUUCCAGUAUCAGAUAAGCAAGAGUUCAGUGGCGGAGUAUAAAGUGAUUGGGAGCUGGACAAAUAAGCUACACCUAGAUGUGGAUGCCAUGCACUGGAGGAAAGGUGACCCCAAGCUACCGGUGUCUGUGUGCAGCGUGCCGUGCCGGAUGGGUGAAAGGAAGAAGACUGUAAAAGGCGUCCCGUGUUGUUGGCACUGUGAGCGCUGCGAGGGCUACCACUACCAGGCAAGCGAGUUCAACUGUGAGAUGUGUCCAUAUGAACAGCGACCCGACCGCAACCGUACUGGCUGCCAGUCUAUUCCCAUCAUAAAGCUGGAGUGGUACUCUCCCUGGGCAUCUGUGCCUGUCUUCAUCUCGGUGCUGGGCAUCCUGGCCACCAGUUUUGUGGUGCUCACUUUUGUACGCCACAAUGACACACCCAUUGUGCGGGCAUCGGGCCGUGAGAUGAGCUAUGUGCUAUUGACAGGUAUCUUCUUGUGCUACGCUAUCACCUUCCUGAUGAUUGCUGCACCAACUGUUGCUGUCUGUUCUCUGCGACGCAUAUUCCUGGGCCUGGGCAUGUGCUUCAGCCACGCGGCAUUGCUCACCAAGACCAACCGGAUCCACCGGAUCUUCGAGCAGGGAAAGAAAUCUGUCGCAGCUCCACGCUUCAUCAGUCCUGCCUCACAGCUGGCAAUCACCUUUAGUCUAAUCUCUGUGCAGCUAUUUGGCGUGUUUGUGUGGUUUGCUGUUGACCCACCUCAUACAGUGGUGGACUAUGGUGAGCAGCGCACUGCUGACCCAGACAAGGCACGGGGUGUACUCAAGUGUGACAUUUCAGACCUUUCUCUCAUUUGCUCACUGGGCUACAGCAUCCUCCUAAUGGUCACAUGCACUGUUUAUGCCAUCAAGACCCGUGGGGUGCCAGAGACCUUCAAUGAGGCCAAGCCUAUUGGAUUUACAAUGUACACAACCUGUAUCAUUUGGUUAGCUUUUAUACCCAUCUUCUUUGGCACAGCACAGUCAGCAGAGAAGAUGUACAUCCAGACCACCACCCUCACCAUCUCUCUAAGUCUAAGUGCCUCGGUAUCACUGGGGAUGCUUUACAUGCCGAAGGUCUACAUCAUCAUCUUCCACCCAGAGCAGAAUGUGCCAAAACGCAAGCGCAGUUUCAAGGCCAUUGUCACUGCAGCCACCAUGUCGAGUAAGCUCACCCAGAAAGGUGGUGAUCGCCCCAACGGAGAGGUCAAGACCGAGCUCUGUGACAGCAUGGAGACCAACACACCGUCCACCAAGACGACAUAUGUCAGCUAUACCAAUCACGCCAUCUGAGUAGGGACUGCCUUGAUGGAGGGAUGAAGCCUCUCCAAAUCUGCAAAUGUGAUCCUGACAGGCAGCCGAGCAUGAGACUUUCCUGUCAUUCUGCAUAAAACAUGGGAGAGAAAGGGACCAGUGCAUCGCACCAGUGGGGGUACUACACUGCAAUCUAGUGCUACCACUACUGACACACACACACACACACACACACACACACACACACACACACACACACACACACACAAAAAAAAAAACAAACAAAGCACAAACAAUCAAAGAAAAAGGAAUGGAGAUGCAGGCUUGCAGGUGUGGCAAAUAAAAUAAGUAAAAAAAAAAAAAAAAGAAAACAUAAAAAAGCAUCCCACUAAAAUGAAAAGAAAACAUGCUACAGUUCAAAAAGAGAUGUGAAAAUGGUAUUUCCAUUGAAUCUUUUGAAAUGUGAUCAUAAAAAGAAGAGAUAUAUGAAACCUACCAGAGCUGACCAUGUUUGUUGUAAUUCCUAUUGUAUGUAUUUUUGUGGAUGUGCUAUUUUUUGUUCUUCAAAUUCUUGUUCUACGUUGUCGAAACCUGCAUAACAAGAUGAGCUGUGUCUUGUAUUGGCUAAAUGGAUUAUAGCUCACACUGUAAGUGCCAUGAAUGACGCAUGCCAGUUUUUUUAAUACAAAAUGAUUUAUUUAUAAUAAAGGAAUGUUUUGCAAA